Molecule: messenger RNA, 3507 nt
Organism: Seminavis robusta
Lineage: Eukaryota; Bacillariophyta; Bacillariophyceae; Naviculales; Naviculaceae
Source: the annotation of a GenBank genome assembly
AUGUCCGGUCCGCCCCAAGGCUUUGGUGGUCCUCCGCCGGGUGGUCAUCGAGGCCAUGGGAUGCCACCGCCGCCGCCGCAGCAAUGGCACCAACAACCACAGCCGCAGUGGCAGACACAGCUGCCCGUGCCACCACAACAGCAGCCGCAGUGGCAGUGGCAGUGGCAGUGGCAGCAGCAGGUGCCCAAUGGAGGCAACAACGGCUAUCCACCCAUGCCUCCUUUCCAGGGUGUCCAUGGCAACAACCAGAACAACCAACAGCCACAGCAGCAGCCGACUACUGUAGGCAAUAACGGCAAUCAACCCAUGGCUACUCAAGUUGCGGCUCAAGCUACGGCUCAAGCUAUGUCUUUCUCUGGUUCCACCAAUGGUCGAACCGGGUCCCAUGCUCAGCCCGCCAUUGCUCAGCAACAACCUGGUACGCCGCAGCAGAGCCAGGAAGCACUCUUAGCCCAAGCAAUGAACAUGUAUCAGUCUAGUCAGGUAAUGCUACAAAACCACAGCAUCAUGCUAGCAUCCAGCAUGCAGCAAGGUCAAAUCUUUGCCCAGGCUGUAUUUCAACAUGUUCGACCUGUUCAGCCAGUGCAGCCCACUCAGCCCGUGCAGCACAAUAAUCCUGUGCAGCACAAUAAUCGCAGAGGAUUAGCUCUACAAGAACCUCUACCACCAUGGAAUAAUGAUCAUCAGAAGACAUACCAUGAUGCGCUGGAUGCUGUGAAUUAUGGACAUAUCCACGUCAAGAUCGCUCUCCUGGAACAGCUUCAUUUUUCCUGGAGUAAACAACGGGCAGGAGCUGCCGUGGCUGCCAACCGGGUAAACAGGGCUCUGGGUGAAUUGGCCGCGAAUGCCAAUCGGGGCAACAGGGCUCCAGGUGCAUUGCCCGUGGUGGGUGCAGCACUUACGGACAAUACAGUGGCGGGAGGAUCCUCCAAUGAAUCGGCCAAUGCACAAGAUGAGGACACGAUUGGUGAGGAGAACAACGACAAUGAUGUUCCGUUGCCAGUGGAGGAGGAAACAGUCCAGAACGACCAGAGUGGUGAUGCACGUGCCACAACGGAACCGGGAAACAACAGUGGUGGACCACCAGAACAACCCCCAACUGCCAAUUCCACCACCACAACAGCGGUGGUUCCAACCAAUCGUUCCGAGUCACUGGUCAACGGCAACAACAACUGUGGCACUACUUUGGCCACUGAGGAAAUGGAGGAGCCUGAACAGGUGGCUGCUACUCCUCAUGAUACCAAUGGGCAGCAACAGCUGAUCAAGGAGUCUACCGUGGUGCCUCGCACCGAAGCUGAGGUGGAACACGAAGAAACGAUGCAAGUCCCCAUGGAAACAAACCAAGAGGCAGACGUCAACACCAACCAAGAGGCAGACGUCCACGUCAAUGAUGUGGUAAUGGCUACAGCAGUGGUUCCUGAACAAGACGAACCAGAACCAGCAUCCACUGCUCAAGUAGAGGACGAAAAGGAGGCCCCCCAAAACAACAACAACAACAACAAAAACCCUCCUCCAGUGUCAGCAGGACCCCCAGCGCAAGGGGGUGAAAACAUGGAUGGCAAAGCAGGCAAAUUGGCUGUGGCUGCAGCUGCAACAACACCCAAAGUUGCCGCUGCCAAGCGUAGGAAGGCUGUACCUGUUAGUCCACUCCAUCCAGUCCAGAAAAUGGAGACUCGUGGCUCUGCAAAGAGAAAGCUGGCACAACUGGAGGAGGAAAGGAAGCAGGAAGAGGAAGCUGCCAUUGCAGUGAUUGAUGGGAAGAGGUGGAAGGCGUCCAUCACGGCAACAACCACUGAGACACCAGUGGCGGCAGCUGCAGCGGCAAUGGCCACCUCUGAAAUUCAAGUGCAGCCAGCUCCUGCUCCCAACCACCAGGUGGCCAAUCCAGCCCCUGCAGCAUCACACAACGACGCAAGUGACACUGUCCUUCCGGCCGAGCCCAGUGUCGCCACGCAAAAUAAAAACCAGAACGAAGCUGCACCGAGCCAGGGUGGCAGCGUCGACGUUGGUGAUGCGGCCGCCCCUGCUGGAGGCGCCACCGGACCGGCAGGAGCAGACAGUGCCACCACCACCACUCCUCCCUUUCAAUGCAACUGCUGUACCUUGGGCGAUGAAAUUCGAACCAACUUUGAAGAGCUUGCCCAAUGGAUGAUGGAAAAUGGCAACAAACACUUGCUCCACAAUGAACAUGGUGGCGGUGAAGGCGGCAAUGCAGAAGGGGGACUAGCUGCCAGUCCUGUCGUCUUGUGUGAGCUGUGCAAGCAACACUGGCACCGAACAGCAGAGGAGUAUUGUGAGCACCGUGAGAGCAAGUUGGUGGCACCCUUGAACAAGCACAUUUUUUUGGAAGCGAUCUUCAAAAUCGGCGCAGUGCCUUUGGAAAUGAUGGAAAGAUUCCUUAUCUUGAAACGGCGAGUGACACAGGACCAAACAAACUUUAAGGGCUUCGGAGCCAUCCCUGGAAGCAAUGGCAAAGGCAAGUAUCAGUACAUUCUGGAUCAUGCCAAAAAACGUAAAAAAAAGGGUCGUCAAGAAAUUGGCAUCACCUGGGAGGAUUCCCAAUUGCUGGAUGAAAAUAGCUAUGAACGUGGAAAUGGUGAUGGGGACCUUCUGAAGAAAUUUGCUCUGGAUUUGGUUGCUACAUGCUUGCCACUGGGCAGGAAUGGCUAUAGGAUUGAUCCAGGGUUUGUGAUGACCUGCCUGGCAUAUGUACAGAAACCUCACCGUGACUAUGAAGGCUAUGGUGAUUUGUACAGUCACAGUCGGGGUGAAGAUGAGAAGCUGGAUGGCACUAUGCCAAACCCAGCUGACAAGGAGAAGCCCGAAACCAAAUUCCUACCUUGGAUUCUUCAUUGCCCCCUUUGCGAGGAAGGAAUGUACCUAAACUACUGGCCAGAGGGAAAUCCAGAGCCAAUCCAGAUUCACAUUCCUUUUGGCACAUACUUGGUACUACGUGCCGAUGCUAUUCAUGGGGGCUACUUUGGGCAACCUGGUAACAUCCGCCUGCACAUUGCCUAUUCCCCCAAGCAGGAAGUCAUUGAGAAGAAGGGAGGUAUCUGGAAGAAGGGUGGGGAGUACCUGCCAGCAGCAGUCACUGAUUACCACGCUGGCAAGGGGGCAAGAGAUGCUGGUGAUAGCACCCGCAAAUUGGAUCAUCUCAGUGUGGGCAACGAGAAGGAGAAAUACCGUGUGCCCGCGAAUAUUGAUGACUGCAUCAAGGGCAGCCUCCUUGCCUACACAGAUCCUUCCUUUCUCAAGAAGUUGGAGGGCAAGUUCGUUGAAAAUAUUGAUUUGGAGCAACACAAGAAGCAGGCAAAAGAGCCAGAACCUGAGCCGAAGACCCACCAAGCACCCCCAGGCGAGUCAGAGCCAGUGUCCAAGCAAGACAGCACGAUGCCCAAGGGGGGGGGUGAGAAACGCAUGGCACCAGGACCAGUGAGGGCCAGUCGCCGCAUUCGAAGCAAAAAAGUAGAUUACAAGAUGGAAAAAGUGCAUGAAAGUAUGUAG